AAAAUAUGCGCGCGCACGCACGCAGGCGUCUUCUGCGCCACCCGAUUGGCCGAAGGCCCUGUCAAUCACACCCUCGGUCCCCAGAGAGAAUCCGCCUCAGCAACGCCAUCAUCUGUUACACUCGGCGACAGGAGCAGCCUGAGCCGUCAGGGCCAAUGUUGUUAUUUUCAUAAUUCACCGAGAUUUUAUUAAUAGAAAAAGCUGUCUGCAAAUGACCUAUUUUCGAUUCUCUCUUUGCGGUGAAAUACAAAACACUUCGGGCAACCCCUCUCUUGGCAAAGGAGUAAAUCGUAGAUGUUUUCACCCCAUCUUUAAUUGAAUGGAAUGCGAAUACUCCACUGUGGUAGCCCAGUGCUCGCCUUGGUAUGUUUAUUGAAUAAUAUAGAUAAUGGGCUGUGUGCAAUGUAAGGACAAAGAGGCAACCAAACUCACGGAUGACAGAGAAACUAGUGUCUCACAGCAUGCAGGAUAUCGAUAUGGGGCUGAUCCGACACCUCAGCACUACCCCAGCUUUGGAGUCACCACCAUACCCAACUACAACAACUUCCAUGCGCCUGUCAGUCAAGGAGUGACUGUGUUUGGUGGAGUGAACUCUUCUUCACACUCAGGAACGUUGCGAUCCCGGGGUGGAACAGGAGUAACACUCUUUGUAGCACUUUAUGAUUAUGAGGCAAGGUCAGAAGAUGACCUCAGCUUCAGGAAAGGGGAAAAGUUCCAGAUUCUAAAUAGCACGGAAGGAGACUGGUGGGAGGCCCGCUCUCUCACUACAGGUGGAACAGGAUACAUACCCAGUAAUUAUGUGGCUCCAGUCGACUCCAUACAGGCAGAAGAUUGGUAUUUUGGAAAACUAGGCCGUAAAGAUGCAGAAAGGCAACUGUUGUCGAAUGGAAAUCCCAGAGGCACAUUCCUUAUAAGGGAGAGUGAGACCACGAAAGGAGCAUAUUCAUUGUCCAUACAGGAUUGGGAUGAAACUAAGGGCGAUCAUGUGAAGCACUACAAGAUACGCAAGUUAGACAAUGGAGGAUAUUACAUCACCACUAGAGCUCAAUUUGAAACUCUGCAGCAGCUUGUGCAUCAUUAUUCUGCCCGGGCUGCAGGACUCUGUUGCCGUUUAAUAGUCCCAUGCCAUAAAGGCAUGCCCCGCCUCGCCGACCUGUCCGUCAAAACCAAAGAUGUAUGGGAGAUCCCACGGGAGUCGCUUCAGCUCAUCAAACGAUUGGGGAAUGGACAGUUCGGAGAGGUCUGGAUGGGCACUUGGAAUGGCAAUACUAAAGUGGCAGUGAAGACCUUGAAACCAGGCACAAUGUCUCCAGAGUCAUUCCUGGAGGAGGCUCAGAUAAUGAAGAAACUGAGGCAUGACAAGCUAGUGCAGCUCUAUGCGGUCGUCUCUGAAGAACCCAUCUACAUUGUGACAGAAUAUAUGAGCAAAGGAAGCCUGCUGGAUUUCUUGAAGGAUGGUGAAGGACGUGGGCUUAAAUUGCCAAAUUUAGUGGACAUGGCUGCUCAGGUUGCUGCAGGCAUGGCUUACAUUGAAAGGAUGAACUACAUCCACAGAGAUCUGCGGUCUGCCAAUAUACUUGUUGGUGAUAGCUUAGUGUGCAAGAUUGCAGAUUUUGGACUGGCCAGACUAAUAGAGGACAAUGAAUACACAGCUCGACAAGGUGCCAAGUUCCCAAUCAAGUGGACGGCUCCAGAGGCAGCACUCUAUGGAAGGUUUACUAUCAAGUCUGAUGUGUGGUCGUUUGGAAUACUACUCACAGAGCUGGUCACCAAAGGACGCGUACCCUAUCCAGGCAUGAACAACCGGGAAGUCUUGGAGCAAGUCGAGCGUGGUUACAGGAUGCCCUGCCCCCAGGACUGUCCCAGCUCCCUGCACGAGCUCAUGCUCCAAUGCUGGAAGAGGGACCCCGAGGAGCGGCCCACCUUUGAGUAUCUGCAAGCCUUCCUGGAGGAUUACUUCACUGCCACUGAACCACAGUACCAACCCGGGGACAACCUCUAAACACAGAGCUCCAGAGUACAGAGAGUGCCACAACAGACUGCCCUUCAAAAGACUGAUCAAAAGAGCGUUUGAUGAGAAAAGCUUCCAGGUUUUGUGCCAUCUCGACCCAAUAUCUGACACAAUCCAUCUUCCAUUGAACAAAGGACAUGCAAUCGCAUUAUAUCUGUCAGUAAAGCCAAAAAUAGUGUUCUGUGGAGAGACAUCAGUCAUGAUUAAUGAUAAGAAUGGCUUGUUUGUAUGUAGUGUAAAUAGUGUGUUUAGUUUUCCCUUGUAUUUGGCUUGUUUUAUUACUUUUAUAAUGCUGUUUUGCGUUCUUAUCCAGGCCGGGAAAGAAUCGACGCUGUGAGGAAAGCAUGAUCGACAGAGAGGCGACAUCGAACGUUUUAAAAUUUACAAUGAUUCUGGAAAUCAUUCUUAGACACUUCCAGUAGGAUGUUGACCAGCCUCUUUUAAAUAUUAAGGGAAUUCUGUCAAUUGUAUAUUAAAUUAACUGUACAUGUCAAAACAUUCCCUUUUAGCCGAGACAUACAGCAGUGCAUAGGUAGCAUUUCUGACACAUUAUUGUGACUUUCACAGAGGGUAAUGAUGUCUGCACUGGUUUUAGUGAGUUUGCUGGGCCUAAUUAUUUUGCACCUGCUUUUAGCAAGCGCUCAGUGUCUCUCUUUUGUUUUCUGCUUCUUAGAAUGAGUGCAUUUUCUAUUUAGUCACUUUGGAUUAACAAUAGAGCAAUGUAUGUAUCAGAAUAGUAUGAGACCAAGUGGGCAUUAUGCUUGACCAUACUUGCAUCUCUCCUGCAAAUGAGAUAAAAUGACUGCUAACAUCCUUACUGUUGUGAGAGAAAAUAAAAGGAGUCCAUUAAAUGUAUCUCACAUUAUCAUGCAUUAUAAAAUAACACGACUAAAUACGUAGAGAAAUAUUAUGAAAUGGUAGAAUUUCACUCAAGAUAACUCAUUGCUGGUUUGUUUUUGCCCCUCGUUUUGUCCUUCAUGAUAAAAUGAUACGUAUGUCUGAAUAUUCAUUAUCGGGUCAUUCUUUACUUUUUUCGCUUUUAAAAAGUGACAGACCUCUCUGUAAGUCAACGAUACUUUCACAUAUUUUCAUUGCGGCAGUGUCGGCAUGAGCCGUUUUCCAAGAGCAGUUGUUCACCCACUCUUCAUGAUUUCAGCUUAUGUUUUGGAUAGAAUAAGGGGUUCAAUUGAGAGUUGCUUUUAUCAGGGCCUAUAAUUUAAAUUAUGUGCUGCAUUUGUGUUAAAAUCCAACCUUAUAAUUUUCACAUUUAUUUUUGUACCAUCUAUAUUUGGAUUAAUUCAUAAAUAUUGUGUUUAUUUAAUUUCUUUGUUUCAUUUAUGCACAAACAUUUUUAGAAUAAAGUGUCAUUCAAAUCCA
Messenger RNA from Megalobrama amblycephala (Wuchang bream), 3388 nucleotides. RefSeq names its product FYN proto-oncogene, Src family tyrosine kinase a (gene fyna). Gene Ontology annotation, biological process: T cell receptor signaling pathway; cell surface receptor protein tyrosine kinase signaling pathway; innate immune response. The transcript is spliced from 13 exons. The record is from RefSeq and is a predicted model, not a curated record. NCBI's taxonomy places the organism in Eukaryota, Metazoa, Chordata, Actinopteri, Cypriniformes, Xenocyprididae. Gene Ontology annotation, cellular component: extrinsic component of cytoplasmic side of plasma membrane. Gene Ontology annotation, molecular function: signaling receptor binding; non-membrane spanning protein tyrosine kinase activity; ATP binding. The coding region runs from base 389 to 2002 and encodes 537 amino acids.